AUGGGAGCAUUCCCGAGGGCUGCAGCCUGCGCCCAGCAAGUAAAUCUCGGCUUGGAUCGUUCUGCAGCCCUGAUAGCGAGUCAGCUCCUCUGGGGAGACCAUCCCCCUGCGCCACCCCCUACCUGCCACAGCUCAGCUGGCCCUUCCAGCAGAAAGGCCAUCCUUACCUGCGCCGAAGGUCUCCCGGACCUCCUCUCCCUGCGUCUGGACCCUCUCUCCAUCCAGCCUCCCAUGCCGAGGCCCACCUUGUCAGUCACGUCUUUCUGUCGUCGGCUUGGAAAACCGGAGAGAGCACGGAGCUUCAUGGGAAACAGCAGCAACAGUUGGUCCCAUACGUUGUUCCCCAAGUUGGAGCUGGGCCUGGGGCCCCAGCCCGCGGUGCCCCGGGAGCUUCCUGCCUGCUCCAUCUGCCUGGAGAGGCUGCGUGAGCCCAUCUCGCUGGACUGUGGCCAUGACUUCUGUGCGCGGUGCUUCAGCACGCACCGCGUCCCGGGCUGCGAGCCGCCCUGCUGCCCCGAGUGCCGGAAGAUAUGCAAGCAGAAGAAGGGCCUCCGGAGCCUGGGGGAGAAGAUGAAGCUCCUGCCGCAGCGGCCGCUGCCCCCAGCGCCGCAGGAGCCCUGCUCCGUGAGGGCAGAGCCGCUGCUACUGGUGCGCAUCAACGCCUCCGGGGGCCUCAUUCUGAGGAUGGGGGCCAUCAACCGCUGCCUGAAGCACCCCCUGGCCCGGGACAGCCCUGUCUGCCUCCUCGCUGUCCUGGGGGAGCAGCACUCAGGGAAGACGCUCCUCCUCAGCCACUUGCUGCGAGGCUUGCCGGGCCUGGAGUCCGGUGAGGGUGGCUGGCCCAGAGGGGGAGAGGGGUCCCUGCAGGGGUUCAGAUGGGGAGCCAAUGGCCUCACCAGGGGCAUAUGGAUGUGGAGCCACCCCUUCCUGCUGGGAAAAGAAGGGAAGAAGGUGGCUGUAUUCCUGGUGGACACGGGGGACGCCAUGAGCCCUGAACUGAGCAGGGAAACGAGGAUCAAGCUGUGUGCUCUGACCAUGAUGCUGAGCUCCUACCAGAUCCUUAACACCUCCCAGGAGCUGAAGGAUACAGACCUGGACUAUCUGGAGAUGUUUGUCCACGUGGCCGAGGUGAUGGGCACGCAUUAUGGGAUGGUGCCAAUCCAGCAUCUGGAUCUCUUAGUUCGUAACUCAUCCCACCCCAGCAAGGCAGGGCAGGGGCACGUGGGUGACAUCCUUCAGAAAUUGUCCAGCAAAUACCCCAAGGUCCAGGAGCUGCUCCGAGGGAGAAGAGCCCGCUGUUGCCUCCUGCCCACUCCUGGGAGGCGGUGGGUGAACAGAGGCCAAGGAAGCCCUGGCGACACAGGUGAUGGUUUCUGCCACCUCCUCGGGGCCUACGUCUCGGAUGUGCUGAGUGCAGCCCCCCUGCAUGCUAAGAGCCGCUGCCAGGGGUACUGGAGUGAGGGGCGUGCCGCCACCAGGGGGGACAGACGCCUGCUCACGGGGCAGCAGCUGGCCCAGGAGAUCAAGAACCUCUCGGGCUGGAUGGGGAGGACAGGGCCGGGUUUCACGUCUCCGGACGAGAUGGCCGCUCAGCUCCACGACCUGAGGAAAGUGGAGGCUGCCAAGAAGGAGUUCGAGGAGUACGUGAGACAGCAGGACAUAGCCACCAAGCGCAUAUUCUCUGCACUCCGGGUCCUGCCCGACACCAUGCGGAACCUCCUCUCCACCCAGAAGGACGCCAUCCUGGCCCGUCAUGGCGUGGCCUUACUGUGCAAGGGGAGGGAGCAGACCUUAGAGGCCCUGGAGGCCGAGCUGCAGGCCAAGGCCAAGGCCUUCAUGGACUCCUACACCAUGCGUUUCUGUGGCCACCUGGCUGCUGUGGGGGGUGCCGUGGGGGCCGGGCUCAUGGGCCUGGCCGGGGGUGUGGUGGGUGCGGGCAUGGCGGCAGCGGCACUGGCCGCAGAGGCCGGGAUGGUGGCAGCUGGAGCUGCUGUGGGGGCCACGGGGGCCGCCGUGGUUGGGGGUGGCGUGGGCGCUGGGUUGGCUGCCACUGUGGGCUGCAUGGAGAAGGAGGAGGAUGAGAGGGUGCAGGAAGGGGACCGAGAGCCCCUUCUCCAGGAAGAGUGACAGCCCUGGGAGACGG
Messenger RNA from Cynocephalus volans (Philippine flying lemur), 2143 nucleotides. It is a transcript of the gene RNF112, whose product is annotated as ring finger protein 112. Gene Ontology annotation, molecular function: GTP binding; GTPase activity; metal ion binding. The transcript has 15 exons. NCBI's taxonomy places the organism in Eukaryota, Metazoa, Chordata, Mammalia, Dermoptera, Cynocephalidae. The record is from RefSeq and is a predicted model, not a curated record. Bases 1 to 2127 code for a protein of 708 amino acids. Gene Ontology annotation, biological process: endoplasmic reticulum organization; protein homooligomerization.